Messenger RNA from Camelus dromedarius (Arabian camel), 6517 nucleotides. RefSeq names its product nucleoporin 210 (gene NUP210). Bases 68 to 4735 code for a protein of 1555 amino acids. Gene Ontology annotation, cellular component: nuclear pore. Lineage: Eukaryota; Metazoa; Chordata; Mammalia; Artiodactyla; Camelidae. The transcript has 34 exons. The record is from RefSeq and is a predicted model, not a curated record.
CGAAGGGCGCGAGGGGGAGCGCGCGGGCGGCCGAGCGCCGGGUCGCGAGAGGUGAAGCGCGGCGAGGAUGGCAGCGCGGGGCCGGGGGCUGCGGCCACUGCUGCUCGCGCUCUGGGGGCUGCUGGCGCUGGGCCCCAGCGCGCCGGCGGCCAAGCUCAACAUCCCCAAAGUGCUGCUGCCCUUCACGCGGGCUACGCGUGUGAACUUCACGCUGGAGGCCUCGGAGGGCUGCUACCGCUGGUCGUCCACCCGGCCGGAGGUGGCCAGCAUCGAGCCGCUGGGCCCGGGCGAGCAGCAGUGCUCCCGGAAGGCGGUGGUGCAGGCCCGCCUGUCCCAGCCCGCGCGCCUGACCAGCAUCAUCUUCGCAGAGGACAUCACCACCGGCCAGGUCCUGCGCUGUGACGCCAUCGUGGACCUCAUCCACGGCAUCCAGAUUGUCUCCACCACCCGCGAGCUCUACCUGGAGGACUCACCACUGGAGCUGAAGAUCCAGGCCCUGGACUCUGAAGGAAACACGUUCAGCACCCUGGCCGGGCUGGUGUUUGACUGGACGAUCGUGAAGGACCCGGAGGCUGACGGGUACUCGGACUCACACAACGCGCUGCGCAUCCUGACUUUCCUGGAGUCUACCUACAUACCCCCCUCCUACAUCUCAGAGAUGGAGAAGGCGGCCAAGCAGGGGGACACCAUCCUGGUGUCCGGGAUGAAGACGGGGAGCUCCAAGCUGAAGGCGCGGAUCCAGGAGGCCGUGUACAAGAACGUACGCCCCGCAGAGGUCAGGCUGCUGAUUUUGGAGAACAUCCUUCUGAACCCAGCUUACGACGUCUACCUCCUGGUGGGGACAUCCAUCUGCUACAAGGUGCAGAAGAUCAGGCAAGGGAAGAUCACAGAGCUCUCCAUGCCUUCUGACCAGUACGAGCUGCAGCUGCAGAGCAGCAUCUGGGGCCCCGAGGGAGACCCGGGCCGGCCCGUGGCGGUCUUGGCCCCGGACACGUCGACGGUCACUGCGGUCCAGCUGGGACAGAGCAGCCUGGUCCUUGGCCACAGGAGUAUCCGCAUGCAGGGCGCUUCCCGGUUACCGAACAGCACCGUCUACGUAGUUGAGCCUGGAUACUUGGGGUUCACAGUCCACCCCGGUGAUCGGUGGGUGCUCGAGACUGGCCGCCUGUAUGAAAUUACCGUCGAGGUGCUGGACAGAACCGGCAACAAGGUCUACCUGUCAGAUAACAUCCGCAUCGAAACUGUGCUUCCUCCAGAGUUCUUUGAGGUGCUGACUUCUUCCCAGAACGGGUCAUACCAUCACGUCAGGGCAGUCAAGAGGGGCCAGACGGCCAUUGAGGCGGCCCUCACCUCCGUGGUGGACCAGGAUGGAGGGGUCCACAUGCUACGAGUGCCUGUAUGGAACCAGCAGGAGGUUGAAAUUCACAUUCCCAUCACCCUCUAUCCCAGCAUCUUGACGUUCCCGUGGCAACCAAAGACGGGCGCCUAUCAGUAUACAGUCAAGGCCCACGGCGGGAGCGGGAACUUCAGCUGGUCUUCCUCGAGCCACAUGGUUGCCACAGUCACAGUCAAGGGUGUGAUGACCACAGGCAGUGACACUGGCCUCAGUGUGAUCCAGGCACACGACGUGCAGAACCCACUACACUUCGGGGAGAUGAAGGUGUACGUGAUUGAGCCCAGCAGCAUGGAGUUCGCACCAUGCCCAGUGGAGGCCCGGGUGGGCCAGACCCUGGAGCUGCCACUGCGGAUCAACGGCCUCAUGCCUGGUGGGGCUGACGAGGUGGUCACCCUGAGCGACUGCUCCCACUUCGACUUGACGGUUGAGGUGGAAAACCAGGGCGUGUUUCAGCCGCUCCCAGGGCGGCUGCGGCCGGGGUCUGAGCACUGCAGCGGAGUCGAGGUGAAGGCGGAGGCCCAGGGCUACACUGCCGUCCUCGUGAGCUACAAGCACGACCACAUCCACCUGAGCGCCCGCAUCACCGUGGCCGCCUACCUGCCCCUCAAGGCCGUGGACCCCUCCUCCGUCGCCUUGGUGACUCUCGGCUCCUCAAAGGAGAUGCUCUUUGAAGGAGGCCCCAGACCGUGGGUCCUGGAGCCUUCCAAGUUCUUCCGGAACGUCACCUCCGAGGACAUGGACAGCAUCAGUCUGGCUCUCUUUGGGCCCCCAGCCUCCCGGAAUUACCAGCAACACUGGAUCCUGGUGACCUGCCAGGUCUUGGGCGAGCAGGUCAUCGCCCUCUCCGUGGGGAACAAGCCCAGCAUCACCAACCCGUUCCCCGCGCUGGAGCCCGCCGUGGUGAAGUUCGUCUGCGCCCCGCCGUCCCGGCUGACCCUCACGCCCGUCUAUGCCAGCCCCCAGCUGGACCUGUCGUGCCCGCUGCUGCAGCAGAACAAGCAGGUGGUUCCAGUCUCCAGCCACCGCAACCCCGUGCUGGACCUGGCUGCCUACGACCAGCAGGGCCGCAGGUUCGACAACUUCAGCUCCCUGAGCGUCCAGUGGGAGUCCGCCAGGCCUUCGCUGGCUAGCAUUGAGCUCGACCUGCCCAUGCGGCUGGAGGCCCGGAGCGACCAGAGCGGCCAGAAAAAGCUGCAUGGUCUGCAGGCUGUUUCGGUUCACGAGGCCUCGGGCACCACCACCAUCUCUGCCACCGCGACUGGGUACCAGCAGUCCCACCUCCACGCGGCCAGAGUGAAGCAGCCGCACGAUGCCCUCACGCCCGUGUCGGCCUCCGUCGAGCUCGUCCUGGUGGAGGACGUGCGGGUGCGUCCGGAAGAGGUGACCAUCUACAACCACCCCAACGUGCAGGCCGAGCUGCAGGUCCGGGAAGGCUCCGGCUACUUCUUCCUCAACACCAGCGCCGCGGACGUCGUCAAGGUGGCCUACCAGGAGGCCAAGGGCGUCGCCACGGUGCACCCUUUGCUCCCGGGCACCUCCACCAUCAUGAUCCACGACCUGUGCCUGGCCUUCCCGGCCCCCGCGAAGGCUGACGUUUACGUCUCGGACAUUCAGGAGCUGUACGUCCGCGUGGUGGACAAGGUGGAGAUUGGGAAGACGGUCAAAGCUUAUGUGCGCGUUCUGGACUUUCACAAGAAGCCUUUCCUGGCCAAGUACUUGACCUUCAUGGACCUGAAGCUCCGGGCAGCCUCCCAGAUCAUCACGCUGGUGGCCCUCAACGAGGCCCCAGAUGACUACACCGCCACGUUCCGUGUCCAUGGCGUGGCCAUUGGCCAGACCAGUCUCACCGCAAGUGUGACCGAUAAAGCCGGACAGAGAAUCAACUCAGCCCCACAGCAGAUCGAGGUCUUCCCCCCAUUUAGGUUGAUACCCAGGAAGGUGACGCUGAUUAUCGGGGCCACGAUGCAGGUCACCUCCGAGGGCGGCCCCCAGCCUCAGUCCAACAUCCUCUUCUCCAUCAGCAACGAGAGUGUGGCGGAGGUGAACGGCGCCGGGCUGGUACGGGGGCUCGCUGUGGGUAACGGCACCGUGUCCGGGGUCGUGCAGGCCGUGGACGCCGAGACCGGCAAGCUCGUCACUGUGUCGCAGGAUCUCGUGGAAGUGGAGGUGCUGCUUCUCCAGGCGGUGAGGAUCCGCGCCCCCAUCACUCGGAUGAGGACGGGGACCCAGAUGCCUGUCUACGUCACGGGGAUCAGCAACAACCAGAACCCUUUCUCCUUCGGGAACGCAGUGCCGGGGCUGACCUUCCACUGGUCUGUCACCAAGCGGGACGUCCUGGACAUUCGGGGACGGCAUCACGAGGCGUCGCUCCGGCUCCCUUCGCAGUACAACUUCGCCAUGAACGUGCAUGGCCGGGCCAAGGGCCGCACCGGCCUGAGGGUGGUGGUCAAGGCUCUGGACCCCACAGCAGGGCAGCUGCUGGGCCUCGCCAGAGAACUCUCUGAUGAGAUCCAAAUCCAGGUGUUCGAGAAGCUGCAGGUGCUGAGCCCUGAGAUAGAAGCCGAGCAUGUGUUAAUGUCGCCCAACUCGUUCAUAAAGCUCCAGACCAACAGGGACGGCGCAGCCUCCCUGAGCUACCGUGUCCUGGAUGGGCCCGAGAAGGUUCCCGUCGUGCACGUCGACGAGAAGGGCUUCCUGACGUCGGGGUCUGUGAUCGGGAUGUCCACGGUCGAAGUGACCGCCCAAGAGGCGUUUGGGGCCAAUCAGACCAUCAUUGUUGCUGUCAAGGUGUCGCCUGUUUCGUACCUGAGGAUCUCCAUGAGCCCCGCCCUGCACACCCAGAACAAGGAGGCUCUGGCGGCCCUGCCCCUGGGAGUGACCGUGACCUUCACCGUCCACUUCCACGACAGCUCUGGUGACGUCUUCCAUGCGCACAAUUCCAUCCUCAACUUUGCAACUAACAGGGACGAGUUUGUGCAGAUCGGGAAGGGCGUCGCCAACAACACCUGCGUGGUCCGCACAGUCAGCGUGGGCCUGACACUGCUCAGAGCCUGGGAUGCGGAGCACGGGGGCCUCUCCGACUUCGUCCCACUGCCCGUCCUGCAGGCCAUCUCCCCAGAGCUGUCCGGAGCGCUGGUGGUGGGGGAUGUCCUCUGUCUGGCCACGGUUCUGGUCAGCCGGGAAGGUGUCCCCGGGACCUGGAGCUCGUCUGCCAGCAGCGUCCUCCACGUGGACCCCAAGACAGGCGUGGCCGUGGCCCAGGAGGCAGGAUCUGUGACUGUUUUCUACGAGGUCGCUGGGCACCUGAGGACCUACAAGGAGCCGAGAGUGAAUCAGUGAGCAGAGCCUGGCCGCCUUCCACGUGUCUCAUCGUUAGAGCCAGCGUGUGCUCUGUGGAGUCCAGCAGUUUAACCUAAUAGCGCACGUGUUCAGUGCGGCAGCUCUGUGGCUGGGGCAGCCCGCUGCGUAUAGAGACACCUUGGGGCUAAUAAAGCGACACCCUCCCAGAAGCAGCCCAGGCAGGGCCGGGGCAGGGCGGGGGUGCUGGCAGAGGAGGGCACGGCCUGGCAAAGUUGUGCGGGGUUCGAGAGCAGAGCCCUGGGGCUGGAUCCUGGGAUGUAGGGGCUGGCAUUGUGAUCAGAUCACGACAUGCCUUCGAUUCCGGGUAGCUCCUGGAGUGGUUACGCAUAUGGGCUCUGGGGCCAGGCUGCCUGCGUUCACAUCCCAGCUGGGCCACUGAGAGGCUGUGUGACCUUGGGCAAGUUAUUUAACCUCUCUGUGCCUCAGUUUUCUCACCUGUAAAAUGGGGAUACUGUUACUGCAUGAAACACUCUGAAUGGUACUCAGCACACAGCAAGCGCUUAGUAGGUAUUGGGUGCCCCUGCUCAGGGUGAGAGAGUGAAACUCAUGCUGGGCGCAGUGCAGGAGGGGUUAUCGGAGCUUUCUUUAAGCAAAGACCAUUGCAGAUCAGAGGUGUGUUUGGAGAGACGGCCGGUGCCUGGCUGAGUCAGGGCCUGAGGGGAGGGGAGCUGCUGCAGGGUGGCAGCUGGGAGGUGGAGGCUGGGCCCUGGCUGGUGCUCCCGGGUGGGUUUGGGGAGAUCGGGGAAGGAGGGUUGUUAGAGCCUGGUGACUAUUUGGCAGUGGGGCUAGAGGGGAGAGGAGGCCUGGGGGAUGAGUCUCCAGGUCUGGCUUGGGCAACCAGGUGGGUGAUGGCCCUUUGCAGAGAGGGGGGCACAGAAGGGGCUGGUGCUGAGGGAAGGGGCUGGUGAGCUGGAGGGGGUUGUGGCUCUUCCAGGUGGGGCUGGUGGUGACGCAGCUGAGAGGGCACGUCUGGAGCUCCAGGUGGCUGGGGGCAGAGUGGUGAGGGAGGGUCUGCAGUACAGGCAAAAUCGGAAGCCCUGGGAGUGGCGGGAACACGCAGGGCCUACCAGAGCAAGUCGGGAGUGGGGUCAAGGCCUUGGGGCCUCCCCCAAGUGUAGAGGAGGAUGCGGGAGGAGACUGCAGAUUGGGGUCAGGAGCAGAGAAGACGGGUGGAGGGAGGUACCAGGGCAGAGGCACGGGGACCGCUGGUCAGUCCAGAGGUGGAGGGGCCAGCUUCCAGUCUGCCUCCAGUGCUGCAGGGGCCCUGGGGAGGAGGGAGACCCUGUCCCGGCUCUCGCGGGGCUCACGUGGCGCGUGGCAAGUGCUCAGUGCUGCCCAGAGCCUGGAUGGCCUCCCGCCCGGAGGCGGCAGGGAGCUCGUCCUGCCUCAGGAAGGCGUGCGGCGGGGUGUUUGGGUGCAGCGGUUGGUGGGGAGGGGGUGGGCGGGGAGAAAGCCUCGAAGGCCAGCGCGGCCCCCACCGCCAGGCGGUGUGAACUUACGUCUGGCCGGGUCGAUUCAUUCUGAGUAAGUGACAGUGAAGUGAAGUGGCGUCUUCUCUUUUUGCUGAGAGAUGAAUUAACCAAAUUGACGUGCAGAGAUGUGAUUGUCGCUGCCAGGGGAGCCCAAAUCGGCCUCCCACCUCCAACUGCCAAGUGAAUCCAGGCAGGCUGUUCCGCCCCGGCCUGCUCUGCGGCUGGCAGCAGCGGCCGUUCCUGUGGGGAGUCUGAGCAGCCUGGGGCCGCCACAUCCCAGCCUGUCUCG